AUGUGUUCUGGAACCCUACGUAAUCCAAAGUUGCUUCCAUGUUACCACACUUUCUGUUCCAAGUGCCUUCAGGAGUACAUUAAGAGAAAAUCCACCACGGAUGAACCAUGGUCAUUUCCUUGUCCUUUGUGUUUGGUGCCUACUGACAUUCCUCAAGAUGGCGUCUCCGGCUUGAAAGACAAUCUGUAUGUACUAGUGUACGACGCCAUGCACGCCUCUAAGAAUCCGUGUCAGCAGUGUGACACUGGGGCCGGGGCGGUGGUCAGGUGUGUCGACUGUGACGAAAACAUGUGUUUAUCGUGUAAAAAUGUCCACCAGAAAAUGAAGGCUACCAAAUUACACAAGCUUGUCCUCCUGGCAGAGCACGAGAAGGUCCUCAGUGAAUCUCUCUUGCGACAAUGCACGUGUCCAGAACAUGCGAAUGAGGAAAUGUGUUUUGUCUGUAAGCCAUGCAAUGCACUUUUAUGCAUGCAGUGUAAAGAGAGUCAUCUGGACCAUAAGUUAGAGGAUGUGACAAUGACCGCCAAGGUAAGGAAAGAGGAAUUGUCAAGACUGGCAGACGGUGUACGGUCAUACUUACCCUACAUAAAAAAUAAUAUGAAAAAGGCUGACAAAGAAUCAGAAAAACUAAGAAAAGAUACGGACAAGACAAAACAACACAUCAUGGACACAGCCGAAACCCUAAAAAAAGAAAUCGAUGCAUCGUGUGCAAGAAAGAUAGAAGGUGUUGAUGAAAUUCUAAACCAAUAUCUGUCAUCUAUCGAAAGAUUCCGCGCAGAAAUGGAGCGAGUUUACCUUUCAAUAAAAACUCUCGCGGUGAUGUCGGAUCAGAUAUUUGAUCUGGCACCUGACAGUCUGUUACUGCAAGCAAAUCAUGACAUCAGCGCGCGUUUGGAGUCCGUUCCCACGGAGAUACCCGCAUGUUCUUUAGAAAGCGCCCAGACAAGUUUUGAGCCGAAUUCCAUUCCACAUGCAGAAUUACUGGGCGAGACACAUUUGACAGUCUUGCCAAUCCUCAAGUUUACUCCAGGUGACAAGAAAGUUCCGACAUUUUAUUGCCCAGGUCGGCCCUACUCGAUAUGUCCGGUGUCUGAUGAUGAAGCUUGGGUUAUCCACGACACCUCAGAGACUAUACAGCUCUAUUCCAAGCAUGGUGCAAUCCGACAGUUCCUCAAACUUCCAGGGGAAGCAAACGAUAUAUGUUGUUAUCCAAAUGGCAAUCUCUAUGUUACAGAACUUAGAGGGUGUGCUAUCUGGAAAAUUGGCAUUGACAACGCUGUGACAACCUUUACUACCAUCGAUGACACUGUCCGUGGCAUUUGUUACUUUUGUGAGAAGUUCUAUGUCACAUGCAAGGAUUCCAGUAGACACCGGGUGUCCAUUUUGACAAAUGAUACGGGAGAUGUGGAAAACGAGAUCAUACAAGACAAUGGCAGACCGAUUUUUUGUCAUCCAGACCGUCUUGCAGUCACAAGUACUGGUACAGUUUGUGUGACCGACAGGGGCAAAGAUAGCGCUGUCAUUUUCGUCACGCCAAAUGGUCAUGUGAAAUCCUCUUACAAGGGAGAGGGAAGCGGCGAAGAUGAGGGACGUAGGGAGCGAUUUGAACCCUGGGGACUAUGUGUUGAUCAACACGACAAUAUCUUCAUAUCUGAUCGUUUCAAUGACAAAAUACAUGUUCUCAACGAAAGUGGUGUCUUUCAAAAGUAUUUGCUUAAUGAAGAUGAUGGGAUAAGGCGUCCCCUGGGGGUUGCCGUGGACAAUGCUGGGCACAUUUGGGUCGGCAAUGAGGACGGAAGUAUCCGUGUAUUUGAGUACCAAGAGUUGUUGUAA
Ylistrum balloti is the source of this 1833-nucleotide messenger RNA. Its product is annotated as E3 ubiquitin-protein ligase TRIM33-like. Gene Ontology annotation, molecular function: ubiquitin-protein transferase activity; zinc ion binding. Gene Ontology annotation, cellular component: nucleoplasm; chromatin. The transcript has a single exon. The coding region runs from base 1 to 1833 and encodes 610 amino acids. The record is from RefSeq and is a predicted model, not a curated record. Lineage: Eukaryota; Metazoa; Mollusca; Bivalvia; Pectinida; Pectinidae. Gene Ontology annotation, biological process: positive regulation of DNA-templated transcription.